Paramisgurnus dabryanus is the source of this 1433-nucleotide messenger RNA. Lineage: Eukaryota; Metazoa; Chordata; Actinopteri; Cypriniformes; Cobitidae. The record is from RefSeq and is a predicted model, not a curated record.
UCCACUAAAGAAAGACAGAUAGAAAGAAAGAGCUCACGUGUGAUGUGUAACCUCAGUGUUUUUCUUUUAUGAGUCUUUUCUCUGUGUUUUUUCGUGUUGAUGAUGAGAGAUAAGAUGGAUUUGAUGUGCUAUAAAUCCGGAACUGAUCAGGGCUUACAGGAUGAGGAAUCUACUGAUCAAACCUCCACAGAGUCUCUGGAUUCUGUCUGGAACGCUGGAGAACAGCAGCAGAUCCUGCAGACCAAACUCAAGAUGUGUUCAGUCAAACUGGAGGACUGCUCUAACCUCAUGAUGAAGAUCAAAACUGAACCUACAGAAAUAAAAACGGAACCUACAGAAAUGAAAACUGAACCCACAGAAGAUAUGGACAGUCAUCAUGACGAUGAUGAUUUUAUUUCUUCAGAUGUGAGGAGUGAAUUAUGUUUGGAUGGAGAAAUAACAUCAUCGUCUCUUUCCUGCAUCACCGGUGGAGAGACAUUGAGCUCACAGAGACAUUUAAAGAGAAAACACACAGAACAGAAACACUUCUUCACCCGCACCAGAUCUGAGAUCAGCUUUAAUACCUUACAAGAGAAGAAACUUCAUUCAGAGGAACACAGAGACAGGAAAUUUCACUGUCAGCAGUGUGGGAAAGAUUUUGACUUCUUAUCUCAGCUAAAACGUCACAUGAGGACACACAAUGGUGAAAAGCCUUUCUACUGCACUGAAUGUGGCCAUUACUUCAGAACCAAAGGAACUCUUAAUGCUCAUAAGAAAAUUCACACAGGAGAAAAACCAUACGAGUGUCCUCACUGUGAGAUGAAAUUUAGCCUCAAACAUCAAUGGAAGAGACAUGUGCGUAUACACACCAAUGAGAGACCAUAUAAGUGCCCUGAAUGUGGAAUAACCUUCAGGCAUUCAGAUUCAUUAAAAUCACACCUGAAUAUUCACUCUGAAGAGAAACGCUAUCAAUGUUCACACUGUGAUAAACGUUUCAGUCUUAAAACUACUCUUAAAGUCCAUGAGAGAGUUCACACUGGAGAGAAACCUCAUUACUGUAGUGUUUGUGGGAAGAGUUUCAGUCGACAUGAACGUUUAUUAAAUCACCAGAGAAUUCAUACAGGUGAGAAACCUUACAAAUGCUCUCAGUGUGAAAAGACGUUUACGGAGUCAGGUCACUUAAAAGCCCAUCAGAGAGUUCAUACAGGUGAGAAACCUUACAAAUGCUUUCAGUGUGGAAAGACGUUUACUCUCUCAGGUAACUUAAAGGUCCAUCAGAGACUUCAUACUGAAGAGAAACCUUAUCACUGUAAUGUCUGUGAGAAGAGUUUCAAUCAACAUGGCAGUUUACUGAAACACCAGAAAACUCAUACAGGUGAAAAACCUUAAAAACCUCUCAGUGUGAGAAGCGUUUACAUGAUCAGGUCACUUAAAAUCCCAUGAGAGAUUUCACA